AUGAUCUCUAAGACCGAACCCACUGCCGAAAGCACUUUCUGGGAUAAUGCCGACAAGCAUCUCAUGCACACCGGUGUCCCAUUCUCGCCAGUCAUCAUCUCCAAGGCUCAAGGUACAAGACUAUACGAUGCAGACGGCAAAUCAAUCCUCGACUUCACCUCUGGUCAGAUGAGUUCGCUUCUUGGACACUCUCAUCCGGAGAUCGUCGAAGUUGUCCGAAAGUACGUUGGCGAGCUCGAUCACCUGCUCAGCAACAUGAUCACACAGCCAGUAGUGAGCCUUGCUGUACGCCUGGCUAGUCUUCUGCCGGCGCCAUUGGAAAAGUCAUUCUUCCUCAACACUGGCUCCGAGUCUACAGAAGCCGCCAUCAAGAUGGCAAAAUGCUACACCGGAAAGUUUGAAAUCGUCGCUUUCACUGCAAGUUAUCAUGGACUUACUUCAGGCUCUGGAUCUGCCACAUACUCAGCUGGACGCAAAUUUGGCGGUCCGGCAAUGCCUGGUCAGCUGGCUUUCCCUGCACCAUACGCUUACCGUUCGCCGUUCAAAAAGGCCGACGGCUCAUACGAUUGGGAAACCGAGUUGGAAUGGGGUUGGGCUAUGAUCGACAGACAAAGUGUCGGUUCAUUGGCCGCCUUCAUCAUGGAACCAAUUCUCUCUACUGGCGGUAUCCUCGAUCCUCCAGUUGGAUACCUCAAACGUAUGGCCGAAGAAUGCAAGAAGCGAGGUAUGGUCCUUAUCCUCGACGAAGCACAAACUGGCGUUGGCCGAACUGGUCAGAUGUUCGCUUUCGAAAGGGACGAAAUCGUGCCAGAUAUCCUCGCACUGUCCAAGACACUUGGCUGUGGCUUGCCUCUAGCCUCUGUGACAACAACCGCAGAGAUCGAAAGGGGAUGUCGAGAAUCGCGCUUCUUGUGGCUUACCACUCACCUCAACGAUCCUCUCACAGCUGCAGUCGGAGAUAAAGUUCUCGAAAUUGUGGUGCGCGACAAUAUCUGCCAGCGGGCUCAGGAACGUGGCGCCCAACUUCGGGCCGGUUUAGAGAAGCUUCAAGAGAAGUAUUGGUGCAUUGGAGAUGUUCGUGGACGUGGUCUUUUCCAGGGUAUCGAGAUUAUAUCGGAUCCCGAGACCAAGGCGCCAGGUCUCGAUAUCGGUCAAGCGGUUUCUGACAAGGCCAUGGCUCUCGGUCUUUCAUGCAAUAUUGUGAACCUUCCUGGUAUGGGUGGUGUCUUCAGGUUAGCACCACCUGUCACUGUAUCUGCUGACGAGAUCGAGGAGGGUCUUCAGAUUCUUGAUGCAGCAUUUGGUGCGGUCUUGAAGUCACACAGUAAAGUUCGUGGUGGCCACGAGCAACCCGCUCUCCCUCUUUGA
Molecule: messenger RNA, 1368 nt
Organism: Aureobasidium vineae
Lineage: Eukaryota; Fungi; Ascomycota; Dothideomycetes; Dothideales; Saccotheciaceae
Source: the annotation of a GenBank genome assembly